This is a messenger RNA of Pseudomassariella vexata, 990 nucleotides long. RefSeq lists its product as uncharacterized. Bases 1 to 990 code for a protein of 329 amino acids. The transcript has 2 exons. The record is from RefSeq and is a predicted model, not a curated record. Lineage: Eukaryota; Fungi; Ascomycota; Sordariomycetes; Amphisphaeriales; Pseudomassariaceae.
AUGGCAUCAUCUCCCGAGCGACCCCUAACCCAAUCCCAAAAAGACUUCUUCUUGACACACGGCUACCUCCACAUCCCCUCCUGCUUCACCCGCACCCAAGCCUCCGACGUCCUCCAGGGCGUCUGGACCCGCCUCAAUAUGUCCCCCACCGAUAAAUCAACCUGGAGGACCAGCGAGCAAGGGCAAGGACGCAUCCACAUGCCCUCGCACCGUUCCUUUGACGCCUCCGUCUUUGUCCCCAAGGCUUGGUCCGCCAUCUGCGAUCUCUGCGGCGGCAGCGACCGCAUCACCCCCUCUUCAUCCCAAUGGCGCGACUCGCUUAUCGUCAACCUGGGAACGCCCGGAGGAGAAGCAGAAAAACCACCAGUUGCCCCGAAAGACCUGAAUAAUUGGCACGUAGACGGGGAUUUCUUCGUGCAUUACCUCGAUAGUCCCGAGCAAGGCCUCCUCGUCAUCCCCCUGUUCACGGAUGUCAUUCCGGACGGGGGCGGGACAGUGAUUUGUCCCGAUGCGAUUGCUGGGGUGGCAAGGUGGCUGUAUGAGCAUCCUGAGGGGGUGUCGCCUCGGAUGGUGCCGCGGGGACAUGGGGAUUUCGACCAGGAGCGGAAUCUGGACUGGUAUCGGGAGUUGGUUGGCGGGUGUGAGGAGUUUGUAGAGGUGGUGGGCGGUGUGGGGGAUGUGUAUUUGGUGCAUCCGCUUAUGGUGCAUUCGGCGAGUAGGAAUGCGCGGAGGGAGUUCAGGGUUAUUACGAAUCCGCCGGUGAGCUUAAGGGAGCCGUUUUGUUUUGAUCGGGCGGAUGGGGGGUAUAGUUUGGUGGAGUUAAAGACUCUGCGGAGUCUGGGCGUGGAAGCGGGAGGGGGCUUAAAGAGGUGGAGAAUCACGGGGGAGAGGGAAAGGAUCGUGCCGCAGAGGGUGAGGGUACAGGAGGCGCUGAAGAGGGAGGAGAGAAAGAGGUUAGAGGAAUCAGACAAGGCUGGUGCCACGGCUUGA